Molecule: messenger RNA, 3620 nt
Organism: Oncorhynchus masou masou (cherry salmon)
Lineage: Eukaryota; Metazoa; Chordata; Actinopteri; Salmoniformes; Salmonidae
Product: 6-phosphofructo-2-kinase/fructose-2,6-bisphosphatase 3-like
Exons: 14
Coding region: 280-1878 (532 amino acids)
Biological process (GO): fructose 2,6-bisphosphate metabolic process; fructose metabolic process
Cellular component (GO): cytosol
Molecular function (GO): 6-phosphofructo-2-kinase activity; fructose-2,6-bisphosphate 2-phosphatase activity; ATP binding
Source: RefSeq, a predicted model, not a curated record
GGGACACAGCGGGGUAGAUUAAUACACCGGCAAAGGCUGAACAGCAUUAGAAUAGAACACAGCAGCUCUUAACGAGUGCUUAGCGCGCCAAUAUAUUUGAUUACAGACUACUUGUCUGGUAGAGAGAACGACAGCCGAUCCAAAACAUUUUGAAUUGUAUCCUACUGUUUUUAUUUAAUCCGUGCUGAUCUGAAAGCACGUACAGGUGGUAUUUUGGGGGGACCGAUAUUAGUGGGAAACCUAGGUUUCUUUCGUGUUUUAUUUCACUACCCUCUAGGAAUGCUUACUCAGAACAGGAUACAAAAGAUCUGGAUUCCUUCAAAGGAUGACAAACCGGCAGUCUCCCGGGGAACGACGGGGGCCCCACACCUGGCCAACCCACCCACAGUGAUUGUGAUGGUGGGUCUGCCAGCCAGGGGGAAGACCUACAUGUCCAAGAAACUCACCCGAUACCUCAAUUGGAUCGGCAUGCCCACCAAAGUCUUCAAUGUGGGAGAGUAUCGCAGAGAAGCAGUCAAGAACUACAGCUCGUAUGACUUCUUCAAGGCUGACAAUGAGAGUGCCGUGAAGAUCAGACAACAAUGUGCCUUAGCAGCUCUGAGGGACGUUGAGUCUUACCUGACAGAGGAGGGAGGCCAGGUUGCAGUCUUUGAUGCCACCAACACUACUCGUGAGAGACGAGACAUGAUCCUGGACUUUGGCAGUGAGAACGGCUUCAAGAUCUUCUUCAUUGAGUCGGUGUGUGAUGAUCCCAGCGUCAUCGCCACAAAUAUCAUGGAAGUGAAGGUGUCCUGCCCAGACUACCAGGACUGCAACAAGACAGACGCCAUGGAGGACUUCCAUAAGAGGAUAGAGUGUUACAGGGUUCACUACGAACCCCUGGACCCAGACCAGUACGACAGGAGCCUGUCCUUCAUCAAGGUGAUAGAUGUAGGCAGAAGGUUCCUGGUCAACCGGAUCCAGGACCACGUCCAGAGUAAGAUCGUCUACUACCUGAUGAACAUCCACGUUCAGCCCAGAGUCAUCUACCUGUGUCGCCAUGGAGAGAGCAUGCACAACCUGCAGGGACGCCUGGGGGGAGACUCAGGGCUGUCGCCAAGGGGGAGAAAGUUUUCUGGGGCGUUGUCGAUGUUCGUUAACGAGCAGAACUUGACGGAUCUGAAGGUGUGGACCAAUCAGAUGUGUUGCAGCAUCCAGACUGCUGAGAGCCUGGGAGUGCCCUACGAACAGUGGAAGGCCCUUAACGAGAUAGACGCUGGGGUGUGUGAGGAGAUGACGUACGAUGAGGUGAAGGAGAAGUACCCUGAGGAGUUUGCUCUGAGAGACCAGGACAAGUAUUACUACCGCUACCCCACAGGAGAGUCCUAUCAGGACCUGGUCCAGCGGGUGGAGCCAGUGAUCAUGGAGCUGGAGAGACAGGAAAACGUUCUGGUUAUCUGUCACCAGGCUGUGAUGCGCUGUCUCCUGGCUUACUUCCUAGAUAAGAGUGCAGAAGAGAUGCCCUACCUGAAGUGUCCCCUCCACACGGUGCUGAAGCUCACCCCCAUUGCCUACGGCUGCAAGGUAGAGUCCAUCUCGCUCAACGUGGAAGCAGUGAACACCCACAGAGAGAGACCAGAGGAGAUGAAGAAGAAUUCUGGGACUCUGAUCAGGAGGAACAGUGUGACCCCCCUGACCAGCCCCGAGCCCAACAUCAAGAAACCCCGCAUCGACGGCCUGGACGAACCCCUCCAGGAGCUGCCCAUGUCCCUCUGCACUCCUUCCCACCUCGCCUUGGCCGGACAGCACUGGCUGGGCAAAGUCUGCCUACCUCCGCCCAUCUGCACCAUCCUUCACUGUCUGAAACUCGUCUCACUUUUAGUGUUUCAAAGAACAUGAAGAGAAUGUCCAACGAUCGCCAUGAGAUCCUGCAGCUCUGCCAAUGAGAUCGCACUGCCUCGUUACCUGAUCCAAGACCCCAGGAAGUGAAAGCCGGCAAAGAAAGUUCAACAAUGUCACCAAAAUGGACAUUUUUGUGUGUGUGUGUGUGUGUCCAUCUUCCUCUUUCUGGAGAUCACAGGGCACUUCUGUUUUCUUUUCUCACACAGGCGUGUUAGUGCGUGUCUGGCCUGUGUUAUCUGCCAGUGCUUGUAGUUCAAACACUUUGCCUCUGGGAAAGAGAGAGAUAACACUGUACAUUAGAGGUCUUCACAGGUCCACCCAAAAUACCCGAGCGGGCCCGGGUCCAAAAUUCUAAGUUUUCCAUCCGGUCUGAGCCGGGUCUUGGGUCAAUGUAACUAUAGCCGACAGACCCGACUGGACCCGGCCAUGGCUCUGCAUAGCCUAUAGCAUAUUUAUUUACCAGUAAAACAUAAUGUAUGCUACUAUACAAUACCGUACAACAUGUCUCAACCACUCUGCUUUCUCUGGUUCCUCCGAAGUGAAUCUGUAGUGACAGCUCACCCUGGAAUUAUGGUUUAAUUAGUGUAAUAGCUCUGUGAUUCUAAGGAACUAUUAUAUCUGGUUUGAGUGACUACUUGGCACUCGGCAACGCAUCCGUCAGAGAGCUGGAACCAGGCCAAAUAUUUGAAAUCGUCCUUUCUUGACAACCUCCCGAGAUCUGAGUAAUGAGUCAUGUAUCCAUGGUUAUAUCACUUUUUUUUUAAACAGAUGGAAUCGUUUAGCUUACGAUGUAAACAUUUUUCUAUAGGAAUGCCUCUGAAAUAAUGACUACCCAAAUUGUGUUUGUCACUUUUGUUGAUGUUGAGCACUUGUUCACUUUUUUUGUUAUGAUUUUAUUUCUAAAGAUUUGAGUAUCAUACUGUUACUGAACAACCGGUGUACUCAUGCUAUGACAUGAAUGAUUAUUUUGCACAGCAAAGUAGAUAUUCCUAUUGAGUGGUGUGAAUGACUGUGUCCAUAGACACAAUUGUCUCUUUCUGUCUUUCUCUCCGAAAGGAGAUUUGGACCUAGAGUGCCUAGUGCUUGUCCUGCAAGCCCAAUGCUGCUUCUGCAACCAUAUAGCUGGCUAUAGAAAUUCAGACAUAUGCUACCUUCCGAGUACAUGCAGUGUAACGUGUUUCACUUUUCUUUGUAAGCCAGCUACUAACGUGUGAGCAUUUAUAUCUUUGUUAUGAAAAUACGUUCUGUAAAUAGACAUGUACAUAUAUCAGACUUGAAGGAAUGCUCAGUGUUUGGAAUGUUCAAGUCUAGAACUGAGUGGAAAGGUAUUUUGUAGAUGCUCUUUUUUUACCUCUCUCUGAUUGGCUGAUUCAUACUUAAUUGUAAGUCGUGUACUACUCUGCCCUACAAAGGUAAAACGCAGUAACUACGCCAACAGUGAAACUGAGAAAAAUGGCUUUGAAGUUGUUUUGCUAGCCAGCCAAAUAUGUUCUGCAUAUCACAUUGGCAGUACUACUUUUGUUCAUUUGUUUGCUUCUGAUACUUGAAUUUUGUUUUUUUGUAAGACAUUUUUUCUCAAGCUAUUUAUUUCUAUGUAGAUUUAGAUAAUCGUUUGGAGCGGAUGGCACCUGUUCUUGCCUGAGUACUGUGUAUGACUUGUGUAUGGCAAGCAAAGCGUCUGAGAGAGCAACAUGUGUAAAUUCUGCAUUUGCUGGGCCAAUAAAUCUCCAGGAAAGUAA